AUGACAAAAAUACCCAAGCUUAUUACUGUCAUUGGAGCGACGGGCAUCCAGGGAGGCUCAGUCAUUGCUGCUGCCCUAAAGUCCGGUGACUGGAAGACCCGUGGAGUUACUCGCAAUGUCAACAGUGAAGCAUCUAAGGCACUGGCUUCGAAAGGGGUCGAGAUGGUGAUUGCUGAUUGGAAUGAUGAAUGCAGCUUAGUGAAGGCAUUUGAGGGUUCAUAUGCGAUUUAUGCCUUGACUGAUUACUGGGCUGGUUUUAUGACACAGAGUGUUGAAGAACUGAUUGAAAUUGAAGCUAGACAAGGCAUCAACCUUGCUAAGGCAGCGUCUCAAACUUCCUCUCUCAAGCACUUCGUAUGGAGUACUGUUCCCGACAAUGUGAAGAUAUCAAAUGGAAAACAUUCGAUACCUCACUUUGAGGGAAAACUCAAGGUCGAUGAAUUCAUCAAACAAGACAAAGACCUACUCAGCAAAACCACUUUCCUCUGGGUUGGAUAUUAUGGGACAAACAUCGUUUUGCCUAUGAUUGUGCCAAAUCUUCUCAAAACGUGCGGAAAAUAUGUUCAAUUUUUCCCAGUUUCAGACGACACACCUAUCACAACAGUGGGAGACCCCAGGGUCAACACUGGAAUCUACGCACUAGCCAUCUUCAACCAACCCGAGCUUACAGUUGGCAGAGUUGUUCUAGCGCAGUCUGAGACCCAAACAACCCGUGAAAUCAUCGAUCUGUGGUCACAGGUUACAGGAAAGCCUGCUGACUAUAUUCAAAUUCCACUAGAUCAGUAUGAUAGUCUAUGGCCGAAGUGGGGACGAGAGGUUGGUCUUAUGUUGCAAUUCUGGGAGACAGCUCGUGAGAAGAGCUGGACGGCCGAUGAACCCGUUCUGACAAAAGAAGAUUUGAAAAUAUCUGGUUUGAUGGGAAUGAAGGAGGUUUUCAGUUCGCUUGACUGGUCUUGA
This is a messenger RNA of Penicillium griseofulvum, 957 nucleotides long. RefSeq names its product NmrA/HSCARG family protein. The coding region runs from base 1 to 957 and encodes 318 amino acids. The record is from RefSeq and is a predicted model, not a curated record. The transcript has 3 exons. NCBI's taxonomy places the organism in Eukaryota, Fungi, Ascomycota, Eurotiomycetes, Eurotiales, Aspergillaceae.